This is a messenger RNA of Fomitopsis serialis, 657 nucleotides long. RefSeq names its product O-methyltransferase. The record is from RefSeq and is a predicted model, not a curated record. The transcript is spliced from 4 exons. NCBI's taxonomy places the organism in Eukaryota, Fungi, Basidiomycota, Agaricomycetes, Polyporales, Fomitopsidaceae. Gene Ontology annotation, molecular function: S-adenosylmethionine-dependent methyltransferase activity; O-methyltransferase activity. The coding region runs from base 1 to 657 and encodes 218 amino acids.
AUGCAGGAAGACUGGGCUCGCUCCGACACCUACCACAACAGCUUCCUGCUCUUGCCCGACGAGGCCCUCGACUUCGCCAAAGCAAACGGCGCGAAGAAUGGGCUGCCAGAUAUUGCUGUGAGCGCGGCACAGGGGAAGUACCUCGACCUUCUCGUGCGAUCGAUCGGCGCGAAGAGGGUUCUUGAGGUCGGUACGCUCGGAGGGUACUCCUCGAUAUGGAUGGGCCGUGCGCUCCCGGACGACGGCGAGCUCGUCACUCUUGAGCUCGACGAGAAACAUGCCACAGUUGCGAGCGAGAACGUCGCGCACGCUGGUCUAGCGGACAAGGUGAAGAUCGUCCAGGGCGCCGCUGCCGACUCUCUGGCGAAGAUGCCAGCGGACAAGCCCUUUGACCUCGUCUUCAUCGACGCAGACAAACCAGGGAACCUGGCAUACUUCUUGGAGGCGAAGCGCCUCACCAAGAAUGGAGCAGUCAUAAUCAUAGACAAUGUGGUGCGCCGGGGCAAGGUCGCCGAUCCCGAAUAUACCGACGCGAAUGUCGAGGGCGUCCGCAAGCUGUUAACUCACCUGAAGACUGAUCGCGAAGUGGACGCUACCACGAUAUCUACAGUGGGAGAGAAAGGCUGGGACGGGUUCACAUACACCCUGAAGCUGUGA